Messenger RNA from Rubroshorea leprosula, 3020 nucleotides. The record is from the annotation of a GenBank genome assembly. Lineage: Eukaryota; Viridiplantae; Streptophyta; Magnoliopsida; Malvales; Dipterocarpaceae.
CUUCACCGGUUGUCGCAUGGUAUUGUUUAAUUUGAAAUCCAAAAUAAUUUAGUCCUUCGGGGCUGUGGUCAGAGAUGUAUUUAUAGGUGAUUGCUUUGAGAUGUGCCUUUGAAAGGAACAGAAGCUAACUAAACUGGCUGACCAUGGAACCUCCAACCCAUGUUCGCUUCCAAGCUGGCGCCGCGGCCGCUGCUGAGAAGAGGCCAUGCUGCAAAAAAACCUUGCUUUUUCCUCGGCCUUAUAUUCUUCCUCGUCUCCUUCUUCUUCUUCUUCAACUAAAGUAUUCAUAGACCAUGUUUCUCAAGCUUUUAGCCAACAAGAAUCGGAACUGUUAAACCUUGCUCUUCCCUCCAAGUUACAGCCAAACCACAUUUAACCCAUCCUGCUUGCCCUCCAACACAACCCCGAUUCCGCCAUUGAGUUCUUCCGCUGGACCCAGAGUUCUCCUGGACUAACCCACAAUGCACGCUCUUACUCUGCCCUUAUUCACUUUUUGCUACGACACCGGAUGAUUGUUUGUGGCAGCGACCCAGGUGUUUGAUGAAAUGUUUGCUCGGUUUGGUAACACUUUGGAUGUUUUGGUGCCUUUUCUGAUGGGUUUCGCGAUUUUGGUUUGAGUUAUGGCGUUGUUUAUGGGUUUUUGAUGGAAGGGUGCUGUAGAAAUGGGAUGUUGAAUUCUUUUAUUGAUGCUAAUAGAAUUGAUAUUGUUCUUGGUAACUAUAACAAGUUCCACAAAGUAUUGAAAGGGCAGAGAUUUUGUGUCUAUGGGUUUGUAGUGGAUUGUCUUUUAAAGAGGGGUAAGCUUGAAAAGGCAUUUAAUUUUCCCCAAGUGGUGAUUGAGAGAGGUUUAGGUGUUGACACAGUUGCUUGCAAUAAGAUUUUGAAGGAUCUUUAUGUAAAUAAUCAGACUGAAAUUGCUUCUAAAUUCUUUGAUUUGGUACUCACCCUUGGUCAAAUGCCAACUGUGGUGACUUUUAGCACACUAAUUAAGAUGGAUUGUAAGGGAAGACAAUUUGAUAAAGCAUUUGAGGUUCAUACUGUCAUGAUGCAGAGGGGUAUACCACCUGAUUUAGUUAUUUAUUCCAUUCUCAUUGAUGGUUAUUUCAAAGCAGGGAGAUUGAAGGAGGGGCAUAAGCUUCUUUCUCUGGCAUUAGAUGGAGGUUUCAAGUUGAAUGUAGUUACUUUCAGCUCCAUCAUGGAUGCAUAUGUGAGAACUGGGGAUUUGGGAAGGGUGGUUGAGAAUGAUAGGAUUUCUGAAGCUUGUGGCUUUUUUGGUCAACUUGUAAAACGUGGUUUUGAGCCAUCUCUGUUAACUUAUAGUAAUCUCAUUGAUGGCUAUUGCAAGUUGGGUAAGUUGAGGGAUGGGUUUUCCUUGUAUGUCAGUAUGAUUAAGAAAGGUCAUGAACCUGAUAUUGUUGUCCAUGGCUUAUUAAUAAAAGGUCUUUGCAAACAAGGGCUGAUGGCCAGUGCACUUGGGUCCUUCUUCCAUGGUGUAAAGAGGGGUAUAAGACCUAAUAUCUUCACUUUUAACUCCUUGAUGGAUGGUUGGUGCAGAUUGGAGCACUUAAAGGAUGCUCUGAAGGUGUAUACCUUGAUGGAGAUGUUCAAUGUUAAACCUGAUGUGGUCACCCAAACUGUCUUCAUUAGGGAAAUAGCCAGACAAGGGAACUUAAAUGUUGCAUUGUUAAUUUUUUUCCAAAUGCUGAAAAGAGGUUUCUCAGCAGAUGCAAUAACAUACUGCACACUCAUGGAUGGAUUAUGCAAGCAUAAAAAUCCAACUGCUGGAUUGCCAAUCUUUAGGUUGAUGAAAAUCAAUGGAGUAGUUCCUGAUAUUGCAGGAUAUGAUGUUCUCCUUAAUAUUCUCUUUAAGGAUUGCCAUCUGCAAGAUGCAUCAGAACUCUUUGGGCAACUUGUUAAGGCCGGGCCAAGACUUGAUAUUGUAACUUAUAACACCAUGAUAUGUGGCUAUUGUUCAUUGAAAAGGUUGGAUGAGGCAAAUAACCUGUUGGAAAAGUUGACACAUGGAGGCUUUGGAUCCAAUGCAAUUACUUUUACCAUAUUGAUCGAUGCCUUUUGCAAGGAAGGUAGAAUGGAUGAUGCUGUGUUGAUGUUCUCCAAAAUGUUGGAACCUGGACCCAAUGUGGUCACAUACAGUUGUUUGAUCGAUGGCUAUUUCAAAUCAGAGAACUUAAAGAGUGCAUUUGAGCUUCGUGAAGAGAUGCUUGAAAACAAAAUCUCACCUAACAUUGUCAGUUAUGGUAUCCUCAUUGAUGGCCUUUGCAAACAUGGACUAGUAGAGGAAGCAUCACUUGCAUUUCAUUCUGCUCUAGACAGACAUUUAUUACCUGAUGUAAUGCUGAUUCGAGUGGUUACUGCAAAGUUGGCAGAUUAGCUGAAGCCAUGCAGUUAUGUGACCAGAUGCUGAUGAAUGGAAUCAUGCUUGAUGACUUGUUAAAAGAAACACUUUGGGCAUAUAAUCUUCAAAAUAUGCGGGACAGAUGUCAUGCUUAACUACUUUGUAGGGAUCAUUGCUUUCAUAGUCCAGCAGUACGUACAGUUUUCUCCUCUUCCUGCAAGUUGGUCUCUACAAUGUCCAUUACAUUUAUUCACUUUAGUUAUCUCUGUCCUUGUUAGCAUGUAAUGUAUCUAAAUCUUCACCUUCAUUGUAUUGAGUACAAUCUUUGUAAAGAAUUGAAUUUUGAAUGAAAUCAAUGACAAACAAUUUUGAUAGUGAUGUUUCUAAAUUAACAUUAUAAAUGUUGCUUAGAAAUAUUUCAGUUUAUGUGACAUGAAGGACAAGAUUUUCUGAGUCUGUUUCUUGUUGGAAGUGAAUGUCAGGCCUCUUGGAUUGUUUUUCCUUGCAGUUUUAUUUUGUAUUUGGCUGUAUUUACUGUUAUUAUUUUUGGAGCUUAGGUCAAUUCCCUUCUCAUUUCUCUUGCUUGACUAAACACAAAGUUUAGACUCUGCAUGUAUCUGCCUGAAUUGAGGGCACUUAAGAUGAAUAAGCAGGCAUCCUAGGA